GAUCAAUCAUCACACUCUCUCUUUCGAGAGAGGCACGAUUGCUCACAAAUGUCCGAAUACAAUGAGCAAUCUCCGCCGGCCGAUCUCCCCGGGUCGGGUCCGGGGACCUCUUCCGACUUCCAGUCUCUUUGCUCGGACCAGGUUCUAGAGAAUGUUUUAGAGAAUGUGCUCCAAUUCCUCACAUUUCGCCGUGACCGCAGCUCAGCGUCUCUGGUGUGUAAGUCUUGGUACCGUGUGGAGGCCCUGACCCGAUCCGAACUCUUCAUCGGCAAUUGCUAUGCAGUCUCGCCUCGCCGGGUUACUUCUCGAUUCGCUCGUGUCCGCUCCGUCACGCUGAAGGGGAGGCCCCGGUUCGACGAUUUCAACCUCAUGCCGCCGAACUGGGGGGCCCACUUCACUCCUUGGCUUAACGCCAUGGUGAAAUCCUACCCUUGGCUCGAGAAGCUUAACCUCAAGCGCAUGUCCAUCACCAAUAAUGAUCUCGAUCUUCUUGCCGAGUCCUUUAUCAGAUUCAAAGAGCUUGCUCUCGUUUGUUGCGAGGGCUUUGGUACCAACGGCCUCGCCGUGCUUGUUAGCAAGUGCAGACACCUCAAAGUGCUGGAUCUGAUUGAAUCUGAGGUUACAGAUGAUGAGAUGGACUGGAUAUCGUGUUUUCCAGAGGGUGAAUCCUGCCUUGAAUCGCUGAUUUUUGAUUGUGUAGAAUUCCCGGUUAAUUUCGAGGCAUUGGAGAGGCUGGUAGUUAGGUCCCCUUCAUUGAAGAAACUUAGGGUGAACCGUGACAUUUCAAUAGGGCAGCUCUACUGCCUGAUGAUUCAAGCUCCACAGGUCACACAUCUUGGGACAGGCUCAUUCAGCCUAUUGGAUGGUGUGGCACAAGCUGAGCAAGAGCCGGAUUAUUUGUCUGCUUUUGCUGCUUGCAAAUCCUUGGUCUGUCUUUCAGGUUUUAGGGGAAUAAUUCUGGAUUACCUUCCUGUUGUCCUUCCUGUUUGUGCAAAUCUCACCUCGCUGAAUUUCAGCUAUGCUAACAUUACUGCAGUGCAGCUCAAACCAAUCAUAAGCCAGUGCCACAAACUCCAGACUUUUUGGGUCCUCGAUUCUAUAUGUGAUGAAGGACUUCAGGCGGUGGCUAUGGCAUGCAAAGAACUCCGUGAGCUCCGUGUCUUCCCAAUUAAUGCCCAGGAGGAUAUUGAAAGCCCUGUGUCCGAGGUUGGCCUCCAAGCAAUCUCCGAAGGUUGCAGGAAACUGCGGUCCAUACUAUAUUUUUGCCAGCUGAUGACUAAUGCAGCCGUUAAAGCCAUGUCAAAGAACUGUCCAGAUCUUGUAGUGUUCCGUCUUUGUAUAAUGGGGCGUCACAGGCCUGAUCAUGUGACCGGAGAACCUAUGGACGAGGGAUUUGGAGCCAUUGUCAUGAACUGUAAGAAGCUCACUCGUCUAGCUGUAUCAGGAUUGUUAACUGAUAGAGCUUUUAGUUAUAUUGGAAAAUAUGGGAAAUUGGUUAGGACUUUGUCCGUUGCUUUUGCUGGAGACAGCGAUAUGGGGCUAAAAUUUGUCAUGGAGGGUUGCCCAAGAUUGCAGAAGCUUGAGAUUAGGGAUAGUCCAUUUGGAGAUGCAGCUCUACGUUCUGGCUUACACCAUUAUUACAACAUGAGAUUCCUUUGGAUGUCAUCAUGUAGGUUAUCUCGUCAAGGUUGCCAGGAAAUUGCUCAAGCAUUGCCCCAUCUUGUGGUGGAGGUGAUAGAGACUGAACAGAAGGAGAUGGAUGAUAAUGUCGAGACUUUAUACAUGUAUCGCUCCCUCAACGGGGCAAGAGAUGAUGCGCCAAAUUUCGUUACAAUCUGUUAGGCAUCCGAGACGUAGGGAAGUUGUAAAAGCUGUUCUCACUCUGACUUUAGGGCAGUUGGUGACCUAUUUCACAGUGAAGUCAAACGCAGCGGGUGCCUUUUACAUAGCCGAUGAGAAGGUUUCCAAGUCAUCUAAAACAGGUUUUGGUCGGGUGGGGCUGUUGCAAGCGCAUUCAAAUCAGAAGGUCUGCAAAGAACAACUUUUUUGUGGGACUUGGAAGAGCAGUCUGAUGCAAAUAUAAGGUGUUGGACAUAGGAUGUUGCUGUAUCGGUACACUUCUAAAUUUAUGGGUUUUUUUUUCUUUUUUGUAAUUUUAUGUUCAUUUUACCUAACUAAGGCUACCAGAGGAGAGGGAUGUGUGUAUUGCUACAUCAGGAAAUCAACUUAGCAAAUUGACAAUCCAAUUUGUCCAAGGAAAUGAAUGAAAAUUCCGAGAAAAGUCACAUGAGAAUCUUUCCUUUAACAGAACCGGGAACCCAUGGGGAAUCAAAGGUGAGGGCCAACUGUUCACUCUCCAAAGGAAGAAAGUAUAAAGUAGCAUGUUUUUAUUCAAAUGGUGAUUAUUUAGAUUAAGCUGUAGCUGGUGAGAAUGCCUAAACUAGUACAUCUCUCUUUCUCAGUGUUUGUUUCUGUAUCAGAUGUGAUGUUGUAGCACCUGACUGUUGAAUUGAUUGUUGUUGUUGUUAUUGUUACUGUUAUAAUAUGUAUAAAUGAUGUGAAAUGUCUCAAUUCAACAGUUAAUUUAUUGCGUUGA
Tripterygium wilfordii is the source of this 2596-nucleotide messenger RNA. Its product is annotated as transport inhibitor response 1-like protein. Gene Ontology annotation, cellular component: SCF ubiquitin ligase complex. The transcript is spliced from 3 exons. The record is from RefSeq and is a predicted model, not a curated record. The coding region runs from base 49 to 1842 and encodes 597 amino acids. Lineage: Eukaryota; Viridiplantae; Streptophyta; Magnoliopsida; Celastrales; Celastraceae. Gene Ontology annotation, biological process: SCF-dependent proteasomal ubiquitin-dependent protein catabolic process.